Molecule: messenger RNA, 2410 nt
Organism: Paramecium octaurelia
Lineage: Eukaryota; Ciliophora; Oligohymenophorea; Peniculida; Parameciidae
Source: the annotation of a GenBank genome assembly
AUGAAGAAAGCAGAAAUAGAGCAUGACGAGUAUAAAAGACCGCCCAACCUAUUGAAAGCCAAAAAACAUGGUAUUGCCAAAAGGUUUGCAGCUCCAAUGCCUUUUACUGAUUUUGAUAAGGGGAGUGUAUGUCCAUGUUGCGGAUAUCCAUACAAAAACUAAAUCCUUCCACUAUGCGUCUCUAUAUCCGAAUUCAGUUUUAUCGGAUCAGGGAUAGUUCUGUACUUCGAUUUUGUGAUUUACUCACAAAUUAUUUUACUAAUCUACAUGUUAGUGUAAUACAAUAUAUAGAUCAAUAGUAGGAGUGUACACUUUUUAUGAUAAUAGUUAAGGGUUCAGAUGCUAUAUUGAAAACAAAGAGAAAGCUUCAUCAUGCGAAGAAGAUAUCUACAAUAAGUUUUCAAGAUCUAAUGUGUAUAAGUAAUGAGCAUCUAAAUAAUUAAGAGAGUUAGAUGUUGUGGCUAGUUACUUAAAUUUUGCAACAAUUAUUUUAUUGAUAAUUUCUACGUUGAUCUAUCGUAGACAUAUUAAUAAAAUUUGUUUGGAGAUUGAUGAUGCGGAAAUUGAGGUUUCUGAUUACUCAAUUAUGAUCUAUAAUGCUCCAAAAAAUUGUAAAAAAGAAGACAUUAGAUCGUACUUCUUGUAGGAGGAAGGCAUGGAGGAGUUGGAGUUGAGAAAGAUUUGUAUGGCUUAUGAGGUGAAGCCUUUUUUGUAAUUAAAAAUAGAAUUGGAGGAGAAUUAAGCAGAAUUAUCUCAUGUUUUGGAUCUGGAAAGAUAGAAAAAGAAGUCGUCUAAAUCCAAAGCUGAAAUCCUAUAGAAGAUUAAGGAAAUUCAUGAAAAAUUAGAUUAUGUAGAGAAGUACAAGGAAAUCAUUUUCAGAUUUACUGGAGUCAUCUUUUUAUCCUUCAAUUAUGAAAAGCAUGCUGAUUAGGUUUGCGAUCAAUUUCAAUAGACAAAAUUUUAAUUGUUAUUAGAGCAACUCAAUCUGAAGAAAUACCAGAAUCGAAAGUUUCUAGGAAAUUCAGUGAUAGUCAGAAAAGCACCUUUGCCAGGUGAUGUGCUUUGGGAAAAUCUGGGCAUCGAAAUCAAAGAACAAUAUAAAAGAAUAGUGACAACGAAUGUUGUAACAGCAGCUCUGUUAGCUAUAGGGUUUGCAAUGAUCUUUGGAUUAUCUUAUAUGUAAGAAUUCAUCAACGCAUAAGUGAAUUACGAUCCUACUACGACAGCUGUGAUUAUCAAUUUUCUUGGUUUCUUGGCCUCCCUCAUCAUUUCCUUUAUAAACAGUGUUUUAUCAUCUACAAUAAUAAAAUUAAUCAUUAGAGAAUAGCAUUCAACCAAAACUGAAUAUGACAUAAGUAUAGCUAAGAAGAUAGGUUUGGCUGAGUUUAUCAAUGUAGCAAUCCUAACUCUUUUGGUUAACAUCUUGAUCAAAGGGUAAAAUGAAACAACUAUAAACACAAUGUAUCAAAAGGGAGGAUUAAAUUCAGAUGUGAUGUGGAUCUUUAUGACAGAUUCCUUUAUGCCUUGGUUUCUGUUCAUCUUUGACUUCGAACAUCUAAAGAAGUUAUACAUACGUCGACAGAUCAAACAAUUGGGGUCCACUUGUAAACUAACACAAAAGGAAGCUAAUGAGUACAUUCAUCAUCUUAAAGAAGAGCAUUUGAGGGUCCCAUGAUUAAUUUGGCCGAGAAGUAUCCUGCAAUAGCUAAGACUUUAUUGAUGGCUCUGUUCUAUGCUCCAUUGCUGCCAGCAUGUUCUUUUUUUGCACUUGCGAGUAUAAUGGGAAUCUACUGGAUUGAGAAGAUCUUAUUAUUGAGAAGAGAUUCAAAACCCUUACCUACAGGCAGUGAUAUGGCCUAAGCCAUGGUUGAAUUCUACAUAGAUCUUGUGAUUCUUAUUUACAGUGUAAUGAUCGAGUAUUAAAGAUUUAGUUAGGUAAUUGCGUUUGGGAAUACACGGUAUUUAAUACAAUGCAUUGGUCAACGUGGAUUUCUUUUAUUAUUUGUUCCAUCUUUUAUCUGCUUCCCAAAGAACGAGUCCUAGAAUUCAUUUUGAAGAUAGGAAUAGAUAAUGCCACUGAAGAGUCAUAUGAUGCGAAGAGUCCCACAUUCUUGGAUGAUUACGACAGAAGAAAUCCAGUUACUGCAGAGGAAGCCAAAAGAAUUUGGAUUGAAAAUCAGCAACAACAAAAUUCUGAAAUGAAUCAAAUUAAUUAGCUGUAUUAUUUAUAUCAAUCUAGUUUAGUAUGUCUGCUAAGCAACUUGACAUUUCGAUCUAUCGUUAUCAUUAUAACAUAAUGCAAUAAUAAUCCAGAUAGCAGAUUUUGAUGACUAAUCACAAGUCUUUUUCGAAAGUUCAUCCAGAAUUCAAGACAGAAAAUAAUUAUAAUCUGAAAAAGCUAUAAUAUUGA